This is a messenger RNA of Homalodisca vitripennis (glassy-winged sharpshooter), 1191 nucleotides long. RefSeq names its product piggyBac transposable element-derived protein 4-like. The transcript has a single exon. The coding region runs from base 1 to 1191 and encodes 396 amino acids. Lineage: Eukaryota; Metazoa; Arthropoda; Insecta; Hemiptera; Cicadellidae. The record is from RefSeq and is a predicted model, not a curated record.
AUGGCUGCUUUACGUGACCUGCCGUUCACUGGUCAACCUGGCUUGCUUGUUCCCAUUCCAGGUGACAAACCAAUUGACUGGUUCAAUCUCCUUCUUGACACCGUGUUUUUAGAGAAUAUCAUUAGACAAACCAACCUGUAUGCCCUGGAACUAUUUUGUGGCCCCACCACUACUCCCGCAUCUCACAUAACCAAAUGGAAGGACUUAGUGAUGGCCGAACUAAGAACAUUCUUAGGCCUUCUACUGUUGACUGGUAACGUCAGAGUGAAUCGAUUGAACGACUAUUGGAAAACUCAUCGGUUGUUGAAUUUUCCUAUGUUAAAGGAGUACAUGUCUCGAGAUCGAUUUCUUGGCAUUUUGAGAUGUCUGCAUUAUUCAAGAGUUGAUACCCCUGAUCACCCCGAACCUGCUAAUGACCGGUCUUUUAAAAUUCAAAAUAUUGUUAAUUAUUUCAACAAUAAGAUGCAACAGAUCUAUUAUACCAACCGUGAACUGACAAUCACCGAAGAGAUGGUACUGUGGCGUGGUAGACUGGUCUUCCGCCAGUACUUAAAGGGCAAGCGCGACAAAUAUGGAAUCAAAAUUUAUUCCCUGAAUGAACCCGAGGGACUCAUGCUGCGUUUCCAUGUUUACACAGGGAGCCAUGACUCUUGUAGUGGCAAAGGUCAUAACGUCAAAGUCGUCAUGAAGCUGAUGAGUGACUUCCUGGGGAAAGGCCAUUCCCUGUUCAUGGAUAAUUUUUAUCUUAUCUUAUCAUCCAAACUUCUACGUUACUCAACCUACACUACCGGCACCCUACGCAUCAACAGACUCCAUACACCUCCAGCAGUGAAGGCAAAGGCAUUGGGCAAAGGUGAAACGAUAGCGAACUAUGCCCAAAGUGUCAUGAUUGGAAAAGGAAGGGAUAAGCGGACGGUGACCUACAUCUCCACACAAUAUGACAACGAGAUGGUCCAAACCACCAACAGGAGAAACCAAAAACGAACGCUGCCAAAACCAAUCAUGUACUACAACUCUCACAUGAAGGGGACUGACCGCUUGGACCAAAUGGUAUCUUAUUACCCCUGUGAGUGCAAGAUUCUGGAAUGGCACAAGAAAAUUGUUGUGCACUUUCUCCAGGUUGUUGUAGCAAAUUCUUUUUACCUGUACAACAUGUACAACUCAGAUAGACUGUCCCUGUAUGACUUCUGA